This is a messenger RNA of Porites evermanni, 10398 nucleotides long. The record is from the annotation of a GenBank genome assembly. NCBI's taxonomy places the organism in Eukaryota, Metazoa, Cnidaria, Anthozoa, Scleractinia, Poritidae.
AUGUCACGUAACUACCGACCUCCUGUGAAGGAUUUACGAAGUAAGAUCAGCGGUCGGAAGCGCAGGUCUGAGGAUGUGCUGAUGAUUCAAGAGCCAAAACGAAGAAGAACGGUACAUAGAAAAGGAAAAAAUAAUGCGACGCGGCCCAUUGAGUUCAAAGAACUAGAAAACAUCUGUAUAAAUAGUGCUCCAGAAAAAUGCAUUUUAGAAUUGGUUGGUAAGGCUGAAAGGUUCGAAGCCCUCUUAGCUUCAGAAGAAAUAACACCAGAUUUGUUGAAGCUCGUGAUUUCUGCAUGUCGUCUUCUUUGCUCAGCGAAUAACCUAAUGACCGAGAACGCAGAGAAGUUGCUACGCUCUCCUGCAGUGAAGAAGUUCAUGACAGGGACCGUUCUUUCAACUUUUGUCAACAAGAUGCCUUUUUCAGAAAUCUGUAAGGACGAAAGAGAACGUGUCACUGUGUUAAAUGAUCUAGCAGCAAUUUUUCUUGCGCUGCUUCAGAGGCUCGGUGAAAGCAUAGUGCACAGGUUGCCGCUUCCCCAGUUAAGUACCUCUGUGGAUGAGCUAAAAAAGAGGAAUCUCAUUGAAGACGCCAGCGAUCUUGACAAGAAAAUUCGACAAGUCAAUGAAUUGAAAGAUCAGGUGAUUCGGCGUGCAAAGUCGGCGUAUGAUCAGGAAUCGUGGAACGAGCCUCCGCAAAAUUUCAGAGAGCUUAGCGUCACUCCACAAUCGGAAGACCUUUGUUUCAGGCCUUUUCUUCGCGAAAACAUCACAGACAGAAAGUUUAGGGACCUGGAUCAUUAUCUUGACGUGCAGUUUCGCCUUCUGAGAGAGGACUUCGUGAUACCCCUUCGCGACGGCAUUGAACAGCUGACGAAGGGAAGCUACUUCUUGGAAACGAAUUCUGCAAGUAAAGUUGGGCGCACCAAUGACGUUUCUGAAUACCACGACGUCACAGUCCUGUAUCCCGUAUGCAGCAGGAAAGGCCUGGCCUACAGAAUCAUGUUUGACUUGUCGCAUCCAAAGGUAAGGCGAGUCAAUUGGGAAAGAUCCAAGCGGCUCAAGUUUGGUUCGCUGGUUUGCCUUUCCUCAGAUGAAUUUAACACACUUGUCUUCGCAACGGUGGAAAAUCGAGAUGCUAAAGGGCUCAAAGUCGGUGAAUUGGAAGUGCGGUUUGAAAACGUUGGCAUGGAAGAGAUAAACCAAUUCAUUCAGCAAGAAGAGAAGUUUGUCAUGAUAGAGUCACCUGCUUAUUUCGAAGCUUACAGACACGUAUUGGAGGCAUUGAAGGAGAUUAAACCUGACGAAUUCCCUUUCCAGAAGCAUAUUGUUGAAUGCUGUCAGGACGUUGGUCCUCCUGAAUAUCAAGUCAAGAAAGAAAACAGCAGUGCGUUCACGUUUAACUUUGCUGAUAUCCUAGUUGCGAGAACGCCAGCAAAUCCAGAAAAUCCUGUUUCAUAUCAACAUCAGGAGCCCCCUUCUCCUCCUGUGAUUGUGCUGGACUCAAGUUCACGAGAAGGUCAGACAGAAAGCGGCAAUAAUGAGGAUCCUUCAACUGGCAUGGACGUUCCAAUGGACCAGGAGAUACCUUCAGCUGAAGUCAAACAAGAGUUCAACGUCUAUAAUUGGCCCGACAACGAAAGCCUGGGCUUUAAUGAAUCGCAGAUGCGCGCGUUCAAAAUGGCGCUGACCAAAAAGUUUGCUGUUAUUCAAGGGCCGCCAGGGACUGGGAAGACAUAUGUGGGUUUGAAGAUUGCACGUGUACUUUUACAGACAGCCUCGCUCUGGGAGGACGAGGAAGAACGGUCACCAAUCUUGAUGGUGUCUUACACGAAUCACGCCUUGGAUCAGUUCCUGGAGGGGCUUCUGCCAGUGACAAAAGGUGAGAAAAAAAUACUAGGCUACACGAUUGGCUUAAAAAACUCGCGCCAUUUUUUCAUCCAAUCAGAAGUAAAAGCAAAUUAAAACCAAUCGUGACUCGCUCGCGCACGUUUCCCGCGCUUCGCAUCAGUGGAUUGCCUGCGUCCUUUUUGAUAGGCCACAAUGACUACUUUGGUUUCGGUUUAACGAUACUUGAUUGAAAGCCGCUCUAUCGAUCGAUAAACAACACGUACGCAGUCUGAUUGAUAACGGCAAGUUUACCAAUAGUCGGCACUAGUCACUGGUUGUGUUGAAACUGAACGGAUCAACAUAGGCUGUUGUGCUCGACUCUAAUAUUUUCCAGAUGAAAAUUUGGUAAUUAUAGUUGGACGAUUGGAAUGUCAGUGGAAAGACUAUUUUUGCUUGUUCUAAGGGAAGAUUUCCAAAGCAAAGGAAUCUUCUCGAAAAUUUCCAUGUUGUCAUUUAACGGGCACUAUCAUGAGCCAAAAGCCAAACGACAUUUUUACAUCAAACGAAAGGCCUAAAAAUAAGUGCCAUAAGUGUCUUGUUUUGUUACGAAUAAUUAUUCUAGCGCACUGAAGCUGCCAGAGUGGUGUUAUCAUGAGUUACAAAUUGAAAAGGCACCAAGUCAGAAUUGUGGCACCGUUUUGUCCAAAGGUCUAGCAAAAUUCCCGUGAUAGUGCCCGUUUAACAACAAACAAACUAAGCGUAAAUCAAGAUAAAAAAUGUAAAUGUUUUUGUAAUAUGCGCGGAUAAAAUGUCAAAAAACCAGACCUUUCGAGGCUGCUACCUCUUUAUCAGUGAUCUGAACAGCUGAAAUUAAGAUGUGGGCGCGUCAUAACAAAACAAACAAUGAAACGUCACUUGCGCGUGCUGACUUUACACUGAAAGAGAAAAAAAGUACUGCAUUUACAUACUUUAGUACAGUUUCAUUACUGACUUACAAUAUUUACAACUUACGUAACUAAGUAACUGCGAACAAACACAUUAAAAUGAUAUUUAAAACUGAAUUGUACUAACAUAUACAAUAUGUACAGCACAUGACGUACUAAAGAUAACUUGUUUACUUCUACACAAUAUUGCUUUCUUAUACAGCAGAAAUGCAUUCAGAUCACUGAUAAAGAGACAGCAGUCUCGAAUCGUCUGGUUUUUUGACAUUUUAUCUACGUAUAUUACAAGGACAUUUACAUUUUUUAUGCGACUUUUGGAAAUCAAGAUAGUUCAGGAAGAAAGAAGUGGCACUGACGAUUUAGUUUCUCACAAUGCAAUCGUGCAGUUUCUUAAUAAGAUACGAGUGACAGGGUUUUCCCUGACAUUUACAUUUUUUAUGCGACUUUUGGAAAUCAAGAUAGUUCAGGAAGAAAGAAGUGGCACUGACGAUUUAGUUUCUCACAAUGCAAUCGUGCAGUUUCUUAAUAAGAUACGAGUGACAGGGUUUUCCCUCUUCGUUUUAGAUAUUGUUCGUGUUGGUAGCCGCAGCAGAAAUAACAAACUCGACGUCGUGUCGUUGAAAUAUCUUCAGAAAACAAUCCGUCGAAACAGAGAGGUUCCAGACCAUAUUUUCAGAGCCAGGAUACAAGCUGAGUGAGACACUGGAAAGCAAAGGGAAUUUUUUGAAAGGUCUACCAUGUUGCUAAGAACCCUGAGAACAAGCAUAGUGUCCAUGAAAAUCCUUGGUCACCAAGAUUACAUGCUACGGGCACAUCACACACAGCUCUCGGAGAACACUAGCACUAAGCUAAGAUCAAUUGAUGACACACUUCUUCAUUGGCUUGAAAUCGAAAGGAAUCAGCAUAAAGAAGAAGAGCAUUUAGAUGAUUUGGAGGAAUUUUCAGCACCUGGAUAUGUCUUUGAUGACAUCCCUUCGGACGACAAAGACCUCGACGGUCCUACAAUUCAAGUAGAAGCUCUCUCAGUCGAAGAUGCUGAGGAUCCUCAGUAUGUGAGAAAAAACCUCACAAAUGAAGAAGUCAUGACGGAAGAAGAGGAGAUGUAUGUUGAUGAUAUUUACCGUUUGAAAAUAGAGGAUCGUUGGAGACUUUACAAACUGUGGCUGCAAAGGGUGAAAGUCUACCAUCUGAAGCUUUUCCAAGCUAGACAGGUGGAGUAUGAACAAGCAUUUCAACGAGAACAGGAGGUAAGCAGAAUGGAGGAGUUCGAUAUCCUUCGCAGGGCACGUGUCAUUGGCAUGACAACCACGUGCGCCGCCAGAUACCGCCACAUUCUCCAGAAAAUCUGCCCCAAGAUAGUCUUAGUUGAAGAAGCUGCUGAAGUACUGGAGGCUCAUAUUAUUACCUCAUUGACGAAGGGAUGCGAGCACUUGAUUUUGAUUGGUGAUCAUCAGCAACUGAGACCCUCCCCAGCCGUCUAUGAAUUAGCCAAGAAGUACAAACUGGACGUGUCGCUGUUCGAAAGAAUGGUGAAUGUUGGAGUUCAGUGUGAGAGGCUGUCCGUUCAGCAUCGCAUGAGACCUGAGAUCGCUGCCUUGAUGAAACACAUCUACGACGAUCUGGAAAACCACGAGUCAGUGAAGAAAUACGAAGACAUCAAAGGAAUGAAGAAGAACAUGUUCUUCAUCAGCCAUAACAAUUUAGAGAUGUCCUGCGAUCAGACGCACAGUCAUGUCAAUGAGCACGAGGCUAGGUAUCUAGUGGCGCUGUGUCAUUAUUUACUACAGCAAGGUUACAGAGCCCAUCAAAUAACACUUCUGACAACCUACAUGGGACAGAUGUUUGCCAUUAAAGACUGCCUCGGAGAGGAAGACGAUGAAACGUUGAGAAGUGUCAGACUGACGACAGUUGACAACUUUCAAGGUGAAGAAAACGACAUCAUUCUUCUUUCGCUGGUACGCAGCAACAAAAGCGAGAAAGCUGGCUUUAUCAAGAGUGUGAACCGCGCAUGUGUGGCGCUCUCUCGGGCCAAGAAGGGUUUCUAUUGCAUUGGAAACUUUGCUUUUCUCUCUAAACACAGUGACAUCUGGAACAAAAUUGUAGCCGAUUUGAAAGAGAGUGGUAGCAUCGGAGACGUCUUGCCCCUUGUUUGUCAAAUCCACCAUGAUGAACUCACAGCUGAAAGAGCUGAAGAUUUCAAAGUGAAAGCUCCGGAUGGGGGAUGCCAGCGGCCAUGUCAAGUACGUCUGAGAUGCGGUCAUACUUGCAGACAGUUAUGUCAUCCACGCGACACCGAGCAUUUGGAGUAUUGCUGUGUGCAGCCAUGCAGCAAGAAAAUUAAGGGCUGUGAUCACGCCUGUCCAAAUCUUUGCUGGGAAGAGUGUGAGCGACAUUGCCGAGAACCGGUCAUGAAAAAGCUACCAGUCUGUGGCCAUUAUGCACAGGUGAGGUGUGAUACGAUUCCGUGGAUGGUGAAAUGCAAAGUAAGAUGCGAGAAAUCUCUCUCCUGUGGCCAUCAGUGUCAAAGCUACUGUGGAGUGCCAUGCACCGAAAAAUGCCAAGAGCUUGUUAAGAGAACUGACUGGCCGUGCGGACAUGGAGCCACAACCGCUUGCUCGGCCACUCAAGCAGAUUGCGGUGUCCCUUGUGAAGACAAGCUGGAAUGUGGUCACAAGUGCUCUGGUACUUGUGGAGAGUGUCGCAUGGGUAGAGUUCACAAACGCUGCAAGCUGAGGUGCGGUCGUCCUCUGAUUUGCUCUCAUGUCUGUACAGAAUUCUGCAGAAUGCCGUGUCCUCCAUGCAGCAAGAAGUGUGAAAACCAUUGCGUGCAUAACAGUUGCGACAAAAGGUGUGAAGAUCUGUGCGUUCCUUGCAGUGAAAAGUGUGCCUGGGAGUGUAUCCAUUACAAGUGCAGCAAAAAAUGUGGUGAGCUGUGUGACAGACCGAUCUGUGACGAGCCUUGCGACAAAACUCUGUCAUGCCACCACAAUUGCCGUGGUUUGAUGUGCGAACAGGAGUGCAUUUGUACCGAGUGCAUGAAAAAUGACGACCACGACCCAAUUACAACUAUCUUUUUUGGUACAGAGCAAGAUGAAGGCGCCCGGUUUGUCCAGCUUCCAGACUGCAAGCAUAUCUUUGAAAAGAAAGGCCUGGACAGGUAUGAAUAACUUCAAUCUAAGAAGCGAGUGAACAUUAUAACAUAGCUAGCAGAGCCGAAAAAGCUAGAGUUGCCCUCGGCUAUCGCCUCGGGCAACUCUUACGCUGCUUUCGUGCUCUCCAAACUUCCCACGUGCUCCAUAACUCGAUAGUGCACGCUAAAGCAUGAACCAAUUGUUAAUUCGUAAAGACAAUCGAUCUUUCACACUUUUACACAUCCACAGUUUUAAUCGAAUGUUUUCAGUUAGUCGUAGCAAUAACAAAGCUGUGCAACUCCUUGUUAUCAGACAAGAGCAGCAACUCCGUUUAUGGAAGAGUGGGACAAGAGAGGGACCGCGAGAGUUUAUGUUGACGUUUUGGUGGAGCAAAAAAGUUGAAACCUUUUAAAUGCGGAUGACUUAGAAUAUAUAAACGCUUUUCGUAUCUAUUGUUAUAAAAAUUCAUGCACCAUGGAGACGUCCUUAGCCAAACCGAUUGCAAGGCUGGCAUUACUUCAAAACGGCAGAUUAAUAUAUUUUUUGGUCGCUAUCGUAUUCAAGAGUUUUCUCCGUAUAGUCCGGUCAGUUCCCUCGCUGCUGAAAAACCAGCAUUUCCAAAUUCCUAUUCGAUCUGGAAAGACGGCCCGCACGAAAACCAGCUUAUAUAGGGCUGAUGUGGCUUUCUCUAUUAAUCUUUUAAUUUAUUUAACAUUGCAAUUACAAGGAGAAAAAUAUAUAAAUAAUCCAAUACUUUUCCGGUAUUCGUUUUUCCCUACUGUCUCUGUUGGACGUCACGCAAUCUUUUUCUCAAAGAGAUUAAAUAAGAAAGAUUGCGUGACGAGACAAGGAAAUGUCCAAAAAAUGCUAAUUCCUACCGGACUCCUACCUAAAGUAGCCACAGUUAAUGAAGUUAAAACGCAGUCACACGCCUCUUAAUUAAUUUGUAUGACUUGCGCUUCUUCUUUAGUUACAUGGGGAUUUCAAAUGACGACACCGAUGUCUCGGAUGAAAGUCCCCCCGGUGACAGUCACGCGGAUAUUAUGGAUGACAGUCAACUGAUCCGACUGAAAUCCUGCCCUCGUUGUAAGACUCCUAUCCGCAAGAGCCUGCGAUACGGUAACGUCAUUAAACAGCAGCUAAAAGACAUCGAGAAAGUCAAAGAAAAAUUGUUGGGAAAAAAGAGUGAGCUGGAAGGGAAGAAAGAACGCCUCUCUGACCGUCACUUUAAAAUGCGUUCGAUGCUUGAAGAACCAGACUGGCAGAAACUGAAAAGAAGUAUUUUGAAACUGAAUUCGGAAUGGACGGCUACUAUCCUUGAAAACAAGUUGACGCUACUGGAACGUUUCUGUGACACAAGGAAGAAAAUGAAAAGCAUUCUGGGUAAAGUGUCUCGGGAGGUUUUGUCAGAGAAUAACUUGCAAGGUAAGUUUGAAUUCUAUUUGUCGAAGGUUGAACCGCUUGGCUAUGAACGUACUUUUCGCGGGGGAAUUUGGGCCACUUCCGCCGGAUAAGCACUCCGAUCGGGGAUUUCUGCCACCCCUGUUGACAGACUCUCCGGUCAGGGAUUCAGGCUACGGCCCUAUGACCUAGGCGAAUUUGUCAGUCUCAAAUCGUAAUAAUAAUCAAAUUGAACGAAAAAGACUCAUUUGUGAGCAUUUUGACCAAAGGAGGACAGGUGAAGAGAGGGUGGGUGUACAGUUCUUUUCAAGAGAGCAGUGGGUGACCAAGAACUUUGGACUUUUAUCUCUGACCAACAAUUUUGAGACCAAUAUUCAGUUUAAAGGCACCUCUAACAAUUUCAGACUGCUAUUGAACAGUUUUUGUGGUCUCCCCGAUCAUGAGUACCUUUCAGCUGUCAGAAACGUGACCUCAUUCGUGUAGAAAAUCACAACAAGGUGUUACCGGGAAACGUGAACCGGGUCUGGUUUUCUUCCUUGCUGCUCUCUUUUAUUAAACUUAACUCUAAAUUGCUAUUAGGGCGAACUCGAAACCUGGCGGUUCCUUUAGCCUCUAGGCUCCCAUUUCUUUGUUAUUUUCUUUAAUCAAUUGUUAUGUAUAUAAUGCAAGUCUCCUAUAAUGAAUCUGUGCGAGUCAGUAAAGAUUAUUGUUAUUGUUGAUUUGCUUAAUAUAUACUUUUAACGACAGGCCAGCAAUUUGGAGAUGAACUGUGCUACCUUAAGAUGCGCUUUACGUCUGACGAAGUAACGCAUAGAGAACUACGAGACAUCAACACAGAAUUCUCUAGGCUCAAUCUCCUACUCGAGCUGUGUUUGCUGAUUCACGAAAUCAAGAGCCUGGCUCUAGAACUUGAAGAUUCUCCCCGCCAGAUGAUGACUGCACUACGGGAGAAACUGUCCAGCUGUAAGCGCAUAGAAGACGAAAAGUUGGAUGAAAUGAUGAACAAUCUGAAGGCUAUCAGGUAAGGAUUAUGUCUUCAAUUGCACAACAGCAUAAUUCGUAAAACGUAAGAACAAAUUAGCGGAUUGCGCGCUUUUUUUAAAUUUACGGUAUACUCUUCCUUGACUUCUACACCACACUGAUUACCUAGACGGGAGUAGAUACUAAUACUAAUAAACAACUAACUUAAAACUAAGCACAAGCAAAUUACGGCUGGUUUUCACUUGUGCUUAUGCUCUAGUGAAAACCAGCCUUUACUAAUAAUUUGCUUCACCAUUUACCAACUAAUAACUAACACCAUUACUAAAUUACAUCCAUACAGAAAAGAAUUAAAAUGCACAUUACAUUAUACAAUAUACCAAGCAGUUCAAUUAAAUAGCGAUAAGCAGUAGUAGUAGAUAAGCGCGGUCUGUAAAUUACCACCUAACGGCACGAUAUCUUCUCGUCCGUACGACACUCUCACGUACUGAGUUUAAAUAAGCUCAUAUUAUUUUGCGAUUCUAAUUCUUCGGUUUUAGGGAAUUUCCUGGUCUAUUUCUCCCUUUCUUUCACAUCUCCUUAGAUCCUUGUAGCUGUAGAUUAAGCAAACCAUAACGGCAGCGGCGACGGGAACGUCGCUAAGCUGAAGUUUAAAGAGCGGAACAAUGGAUCAGUCCUGGUGCAUCCGUUUUUGCCGUUCUCUGAAAACAGCAACGUGAGAAGACCAAAAUCUGCAUAGAGUGGAAAACGUGAACCGCCACGGCCAUUUUCUUAAAAUUGCUUUUUCGAUUUUAACGCUGUCUUCUGAGAUAGCUCUGACAGUGAUAAAUGACUGGAUGAAUCUAGAUUAUUGCGAGAUUCUUAGUUUAAGUAUAAAUUCGAAUUCACUUUUUAACUAACGUUGUCCUUGGCGUCGCCGUCGUGGUUGCUUGAGCUCCUAUUCUUAAAGCAAGACGACGAUGGUGGAAGAGGAGGGGGUAAAUUUGGUCCAUCGUUUUCCUUGGAGACUAGUAUGCAAGCAAACUUUCUUGCGUGUAGGUGAUGAAGUGCUCUCUCACCCAUACGAGAACGAGAGCUUGCUUGUAGGCUACUGGGAGAUUAAAACUGAAAGGAACUACUGAUGGAUGCUGAUGGUUUGUUUUCAAUCUGGAUCACAUAUACAUGUUUUCCAUUUUAGACAAUCGCACCCCACAUUGGCUCCUUUGACUGAAGAGGAGAAGAAAGUGAUCGUGUCCGCGAUCGGACUGUCUAAAGGUCAUUGGUUUAAGUGCCCCAUGGGACAUAUCUACGCCAUAGGUGAAUGCGGCGGUGCCAUGGAGAGAAGCACUUGUCCUGAAUGCGGAGCUGUGAUUGGUGGAGCAAAUCACAGACUGGAAGAUGGAAAUGAGCUGGCCCCUGAGAUGGACGGCGCAAACCAUGCAGCCUGGUCUGAACAGGCAAACUUACAAAAUUAUGAAAAUUUACGCCAUAUUGUAUAAGUUGCUCUGUGUUAGAGUUAUCUUCUAGAAAACUGAUUUAAACAUUUUCUCCUUAGUUGAGUAGCAAAAAAAAAAUCAUGCUGCUUUUUGCAAAAGGAAAAUGGCACGUGCUGUAAGUUGAAUGGUAUUUUUCUGGUGACCGCCUUAAAAAGAAUAAUUAUUUCUUAUUAUUGCUACAAUUGAACAAAUUCCAUAAUGGUUUUAACCGUUACUACUUCAACUUAUUGAUGAUCAAGAACAUUUUUAUCUUAUCACACAUAUAGGACUAAUAAGGAUAUUAUUACAUUUCUGUUUUCUUAAAAAUGCAAUAUUUAAUAGAACUAGAGUCCAGCUAGGUCAGCUAGACAGCAGAAAAAUAACUACAUAAUAAUAGCUACUAGUUGUGACUACAACUGCACGUAAAUAUUCGACUUAAGAUUGAAUUUCCAGGCAUUUAGUUUCAAAAAAGUGAGUUUGUUCCACAGAGCAAAACAAUAACCAGGUUCCUGUUUUGUAACACGUUUAAUUGCUCCGAAUCACCAUUAUGUUCACGAGGUACAACCGUACAAAUCCUAUCAAAUCAAAAUCAAAUCAAUUUUAUUUUUCUCGGGAACGUGAGGAGUGGUUGCCCAAUCUCCUGAGCCAGAGGCUCAUGUAUUAAAC